This is a messenger RNA of Serendipita indica DSM 11827, 1212 nucleotides long. Lineage: Eukaryota; Fungi; Basidiomycota; Agaricomycetes; Sebacinales; Serendipitaceae. The record is from the annotation of a GenBank genome assembly.
AUGGCGGCAAAUCUACCGCCAGAAAUCCUCCUGCUGGUCUUCGGCGUGCUCCCAACUGAGCCUAUAUACGACAGUUGGCCCAGAUGGCCGGUUUCUCCGAAGGAUCUGACUUCAGCUGCACUUGUAUGCCGCUCUUGGCGUCUCCCGGCGACUGCAGUACUCUAUCGGGUGAUUGAAGUCAAGACUAUACGCGAGUUGAAGCUGCUUACAGCGGCAGUUCUUAAAUAUCCGCACCUCAAGCCACUCAUCAAGUCACUCUUUCUCCCGCUCCGCUUUCAGGCGGUUUAUUUGGACGAGGUCUCAUAUCAAAUAAACGAAAAUUGCGUUACGGAGCGACCAGUCAUCGGGGAAUCUUCCCAGGGCAAUCGAAACUCGGAACUUCGCUUCCUCGGCCUCGCAGGAUGCACAACCCAGCCGCUCAAUCUCCCUCCAGUCUAUGCGUUCUUCCCCAACCUACGCUGCCUUCAUCUCACCGGUUUUAAACUCUGCGAGCGAUUGGACCCAGAUACGACGCCGCCUUUACUUCGGCUCGAGGAGAUUACGGUCCAAGUCGACAACUGCUUUGGCCUCCUGGACGACUGGCUCUGUACUCUUCCAAACCUCCGUACCAUCUGCGUUGCAGCUAUGCCCUCGCAGCCCAUUGCGCCCACCAAGGUUCUCCAGAUGAACCGCAUCACCCACCUCGAACUCGUCGUUUGUCGUACCGAGACUACGUACGCAGGAACGUGGCUAGGCGUAUCGAAUAGUCUCCGUAUACUAAGUAUAACUGCGGAUGUGUUCAACUCGAGCUUUCCAGAGUUCCCAAUGGAACUCGAUCACCUCAAAAUUUGGACAGUGCGCUAUAUCGAGCUCAAGAUGGACCAUUUUAUCGAAUAUAUCAAGUCAGGCCCAAUGAUCCGAACUCUAACGAUCAUCAAGGACACGCAUGCGGAUUACUUCGUGACAGUAGAGUCAGUAGUACAGAAAUAUUGCAAGCAGGGCGGAAUCAAUCUUGUCAUUCUCUCAGAGAAUUGCGGGUGCAAAGACUGUUUGCAAGCAAAGGAGGGGGCUAUUGUCGAGAAGAAGAAGGCUAGCACCUCUGGGUUUCUGCACACUGCUGCUUCCGUUGCAGGAAGAAGUAUGGGACGCAGAAAACCACGUCGGAUCAUGAGUCCAGAAGAGAGCGAGAUCGCUCGAUGGGAGGCGGCAGAGACAUGGGCUGUGGAAUACUAA